Messenger RNA from Camelus dromedarius (Arabian camel), 1924 nucleotides. RefSeq names its product WD repeat domain 31 (gene WDR31). Gene Ontology annotation, molecular function: protein binding. The transcript is spliced from 10 exons. Bases 183 to 1217 code for a protein of 344 amino acids. The record is from RefSeq and is a predicted model, not a curated record. NCBI's taxonomy places the organism in Eukaryota, Metazoa, Chordata, Mammalia, Artiodactyla, Camelidae.
UAAGGGCGGAGGCGCGGGAGGCUGUGGAUGCCCUCGGGGUUGGUGCCCCCAGUCGGCCUCGGCUCCUGGCCCGGCUGGUCCGCUGGGAACACAACUUCCAGCAGCCACAAGGGAUGCUGCUAUGCAGGUGCCAUCUGAAAUGAGCUCUUCCCCAGAAGGUUUCGUGCAGGUUCUGUGCAGUGAUGGGGAAACUGCAAAGCAAACUCAAACACAGCACGUAUAAAUACAGCAGGCCUGAUGGAAUUAUAGAAGAGAGAAUUCAAACUAAAGCUUUUCAAGAGUACAGCCCAGCUCACGUGGAUACCGUCUCUGUUGUUGCCGCUUUGAACUCAGACCUCUGUGUCUCUGGAGGAAAAGAUAAGACAGUGGUGGCCUAUAACUGGAGAGCUGGAAAUGUGGUGAAAAGGUUCAAAGGACAUGAACGUGAAAUUACCAAGAUAGCCUGUGUUCGCAAAUCAGACCAGUUCUUCAGCGCCUCUCGCGACAAGAUGGUCAUGAUGUGGGACUUGGAAGGCUCCUCACAACCAAGGCAGCAGUUCUCUGGCCACACCAUGGUGGUCACUGGGUUGGCUGUGAGUCCAGACUCAUCACAGCUGUGCACUGGCUCCCGUGACAACAGCCUGCUUCUGUGGGAUGUGGGGACCGGACAGUGUGCCGAGAGAGUGUCAGUCUCCAGGAACCUGGUCACUCACCUGUGCUGGGUCCCCAGAGAACCAUAUAUACUCCAGACCUCUGAAGAUAAAACCAUCAGACUGUGGGACAGUCGGGGGCUGCAUGUAGCUCAUGUAUUUCCCGUAAAGCAGCACAUCCAGACCUACUGCGAGGUCAGUGAGGAUGGACACAGGUGUAUCUCCUGCAGCAGCGGCUUUGGAGGAGAAGGCUGUGAAGCCACAUUGUGGGACCUUCGGCAGACGCGGAACAGAAUCUGUGAGUAUAAGGGGCAUUUCCAGACUGUUGCAUCCUGUGUCUUUCUACCAAGGGCAUUAGCCUUGAUGCCUGUAAUUGCUACCUCAUCACAUGACUGCAAGGUGAAGAUCUGGAACCAAGAUACUGGAGCCUGCCUUUCCACCUUGUCUCUGGAUGGAUCAGGACCCUUGACUUCCCUGGCUGUUGCUGACACCACCUCCUCAUUGUGUGCAAGUUUCAGCAGAGGAAUUCACUUACUCAGGGUGGACCACAGCCAAGGACUGGAACUGCGGGAAGUGGCAGCAUUCUGAGGCCAAGAGACCUUCCCUGGACAAUAGCAAACUGUGGCCCCUUCCUUUCUCAGUGUGACUGUGUUUGUCCCUGUUACCCUGGGAGGGCAAUGUGGGGCUGGUGUUCUUUGCUUAGGUUCCCUUAGAAGGUAUGGCAGUAUUAGAAGUCAAUUUAAGUCCAGUGGUUCAAAAUCAGGUGCACAGAUUAGAAACAUAAAGUUCUCAAUCUAAGUUAAAUCCAAAUGCAAUUUCUAAUGAGCUUUGGGGACUGCUCUUCAAAAAAAAAAAGUUCAUGGCUCAGAACACAGGGUCUGAGUCUAUUGAACUGACCUUUUCCAUGUCUCUACAAAAGAAAAAAAUGCAGAGGGGAGAGAAACUCUGUUUUGGUUGCCUCACAAUUAUCUGACUGAGAAAGAAUAACACAUAGAUGAAAUGGAUUGUAGACAUGAGAUUAAGCUCUAAUCACUGACCCUUAACAAUGUGAAAGAUCAAAGUUAGGGCAAGAAAGCAAAAGCCUUGGCCUCUCCUCGGAGUCGCGGAGCAGGAGGAGGCAAACCCUGCCUGCCCUCGGAAGCCUCCUACACGGGUGCUGGGGCUGCGUGAAAAUGAGACCUGAGACGGCUCGAGGAGGCUGAUGACCACGGCCCUCACCCAGGGUUACAUGAGUUAUCAAACCUGUUCUGUGGAUAAGAAAAUGGAGAGAUUAAAGCUAAAAUUUUUCAUUUGUA